GCCGCCUGCGCGAUUUCUCUCUCCUCGCAGCCGCGGCUCGCUGCGAAGCAGCCAGCGGGCACCCCUCCACCGCCGCUGCAACAGCCGUCGCCCGGCGGGUCGGGCCAGUCUGCGGGCACUGUCCAAGCGACGCGGGUCGGUCGACGAUCCCGGCGGCGAGCCAGCGAGCGCGCGAUCCGUGAUUCUUUUCUCCUCCGGCGUCGUCCGCUUGCGAGAGGUCUGGCGCCCAGAGCUUGGCGGUUCUGCUGCUUCUGCUGCCCCGUGUGCCACCUCACCCUCACACCCCCCUCCCCCUCCUCCGGCCGAGAGAAGGAGGAGGCAGGCGAUGGCGCUGCUGCCGGCCCCACGCCGCCGCUGCCCCGGCCGCAGCAGCCGGCUCCGAUGCUUCUGACGACGCCCCGUGCGUGAGCGAGCGGCGACUGCCGUCGUCGCGGGCUACACCGUGUGCUUCUGACGCCGCCGCCGCGUGUUUCGCCGGAGAGUAGUAGUACUAGCAGUAGCGUGGUGCGCGCGCGACAACUCCCUUCCCCGAUGCGGGUGGAGCCCGAGCUUCAGCCCGGGCAGUGCAUGGCCUUCACGCCGUUCCUGUUGCCCGGCGCCACGGCCAGUUCGAGCCCGCCGGCGCGGAGCCCGUCGGACUUCUCGAUGCACUCGAUACUGAGCCAGCAGCCGCCGUACCUGCCCCUGGGGCUGCCGCCGGUGUUCGGUGCCGCGCCGCAGCUGUUCCCGGGCGCCGGCCCCAAGCUCGUGGGGCCGCCCGUGCCCCCCGUGCCUGCGCUGGGCGCACAGGCGCAGCUCACCCCCGAGGAACUGCUGGCGGCGCGCCACUUGCGGCCGCCGCCGGGCUUCGAGCCCGAAGACGACGGCGUCCAGGACGACCCCAAAGUGAACCUCGAGGGAAAGGACCUGUGGGGGCGGUUCCACGAGCUGGGCACCGAGAUGAUCAUCACCAAGUCGGGCCGGCGAAUGUUCCCGCCUUACAAGGUCCGGGUAACGGGUCUGGACAAGAAGGCCAAGUACAUCAUGCUGAUGGACAUCGUAGCCGCCGACGACUGCCGGUAUAAGUUCCAGAACAGGAGAUGGGUCGUGGCCGGCAAGGCUGACCCCGAGAUGCCGAAGCGGAUGUACAUCCACCCGGACUCGCCGUCGACUGGAGAGCAGUGGAUGCAGAAGGUGGUCUCCUUCCACAAGCUCAAGCUCACCAACAACAUCUCCGACAAGCACGGCUUUCAGACCAUCCUGAACUCGAUGCACAAGUACCAGCCGCGGUUCCACCUGGUGCGGGCCAACGACAUCCUCAAGCUGCCCUACAGCACUUUCAGGACGUACGUGUUCAAGGAGACAGAGUUCAUCGCCGUCACUGCUUACCAGAACGAGAAGAUUACGCAACUGAAGAUCGACAACAACCCGUUUGCGAAGGGCUUUCGGGAAACUGGUGCCGCGAGGAAAGAUAAGAAGAAGUACGCGCUGCCUCCGGCCUCCAAGUCACUUCCGGGCGGCGCCCUGGCGCCGAGCGACGUCAGCUGUCCGACCAAGAUCGACGUGGACGACUCGUACUACAGCGACGACGACCGGCGGACGGAGCAGUCGCUCUCGGCCGACGAGACCUCGUCGGCGGGUCCGCCCGGCGGCGACCUGUCGCCGAGACUGCACGGCCGCUCGCCCGGCUCGCCCGACCAUCAUGGCGGCCUGGGAGACUACCUGCCCUUCGCCGCCGCCGCUGCGGCCGCUGCGGCGGCGGGCGGCGGGGGUCCGCACGCGUCGUUCCCGCUGCAGUACCUGUACAACCAGAGCCUGUACCAGCAGAGCCUCAUGCUGCAGGACAUGCUCAUGUCCUCGGCGGCGGCGGCCGCGGCCGCGGCGGCCGCUUCCAACAACGCGUCCCCGACCUCGGCGGGGCGGCCCGGCGCGUCGCCGUUCGGCUUCAACCCUUUCUCGGUGCGCAAUCUCCUCAUGGCUAACGAGCAGAGCUACCUGAAGGCGCCCAGCCCGCUCAAGGCGGCGGCCGACGAACACCUGAAGAGUCAGCUACGCUUCUUCCCGUACCCGCUGCCGGCGUGGCGGUUGCCCGCGGGCGCCGGGGACACGUCUCCUCCUCCACAGUCUCAACCUCCUCCUUCCGCCGUGGCACAGCCGCCGUCGAGACCCGGCUCCUCCUCGCCGCCGACCCCCAACAAGAGUUCCGGCGUCAUUCCACCCUUCGGAGGUCUCCGGCAGGAGAAGAUGUGCCUCCUGCGGGAAGGCUCCACCGGAGAAGACCCCAUGUCCUCGGAGAGGUCUUCCGCGCCGGGCAGUCCUCUGGCGGCGACCUGCCCGACGCCGACGACCACGACGGCGUCCAUGUUGAUGAUGCGGGACCGCUGCUCGUCGGCGACUGCGAACUCCGCGUUCGAGGACGGCAGAGUGGGCCGUGACUCGGAGGAACUGGUCGACGGCAAUGACUGAGGGCGGCUCUCGCCUCGGUGACACCGCGACCAGGGACCCCACCGGUGGUGUCGCGCCGUGAACUGUGUCCCGCUUUCCUGCGGUGCUUGUGCGAACGCAGUACACAUGGACGACGCGCGUUGUCCUCGGUGCGUUAUAUAGCGCUUGAACGAUUUCGCGUUACGUGGACUUGUCCGAGAACUCUGUCGUGGUCGCGCGGUGUGAGUGUGUGUGUCUGUGUACAACUCGUGCGCUGUGGAAAGAGAGGAGUGGGUCAUGCGCCUGCUAGCUCUCAAUUGAUUUCUUUUUCUGUGAGUUGGCUUUUCUCGAAACCACGAGUUUGGAGAACAGUAUACAUGUUCACGCCACCCCGACGAAGAGACGUUGCGAGUGCUCUGCAAAUAAUACGCAGGAUUGUGCGUCGGAAAAAAACAAAGCGCCCUUUCAGCGCCGGACGUUUCGCACUCUUUGCAAAGAAUAGCAGCAAUCGGUACUUUGUAGGUAUCCUCUUCCUCACCAUUUCGGAUGUUUUUUUUCCCUUCAUAGUCGCAUUUCCUGUGUAUGCCCCGGGUGACUCAAGCGCAGCGAUUCAACCUUGCGUGCAGAGGCAAAGCGUUUUCUCUCUCUCUCUCUCUCUCUCUCUCUUAAUGUCAGCGGCUCUGAUGUCGUCACUCGAGUGUGAUGACAACGCAAUACAACGAAUGCAGCGGGAAGCGAUGUUUGCCCACUGCGACAUGCUCUUGCGUAUAUAUAUAUACACACCGUCGUCAUUGAUCUUCCACGAAUGGUCAAUUUUCCAAGCUAUCUGCAUAUGCCGCUCCCAGAAUAAACAUUUAUGUUGCAGACAUUGCGAACCAGUAACGGAAAUUAGUCUAAGGACGGAUGCUAACAGUCUCAUGACAAGCAUGAUCAGAAUCAGUUCCGCUUGUAACGAAAUUUCGGCCGUCAACUCGAUGUGGAGAUAACCACGUAUUUUCUAUCGUCAGCGGAUUUAUCGUUAUUGACGCCAUGUUGUUGAACUGGGGCGAAAGACAGCAAAGCACAGCCAGUUUAUGUGGAGAAAAUACAGAUCAGGCAGAAAAUAUGUAAGAGUCACGUAAAAGAAGUGGGUCAUGCUAUUGCCCGUUCUAAUUCUUUUUUUUUUUUGGGGGGGGGGGGGUAUGCGAGUUUCAAGUUCACAUUCCUCAACCGCACGCUGGAGAGUACAAAAAAAGAAGAAGAAAAGAAAGAAACCUGCAUCAGAAUGAACUGUGUUAAUACGUCCUUCAUAUGCACAACAGAUCCGAAACUCAGUAAGGCUCAACCCCAAACGCGCUCAUCAAACUUCUUAACAUGACGAGACUUCAGAGAACUUAUUUAUUUUGACGACUCUAAACGUCCUUGCCUGUAAACGUCCUUCAUCAAAGAAGUCAAUCUCGCAGCACCAAACCUGCCUUUUCUUUCACGCGCUGCGAAGGUAUACCGACAAAGCCAUUUUCCCGAGUGAACCAAACUCCGUCGGGCCUUAUUGCGAUAACCAUCUCUGGGCCCACUCUCGGAGUCUUAGAUGGGCAGACAGAGAGAGAGAGAGAGAACACAGGACCGCAGAGCCGGAGCUGCAUCCUUUCAGCGCCCACUCCUAUAUACAUAGAAUAUAACGCAUAGGGAUCACCCGGGGCUUCGGGAGCAGUCCUUGUUUGUUCGCGGGAUUUAUGCAAUACUCCGCACAUCCGCGUCGUUUCGCCUCGGGCGCGAGGCGGGUAUAGUCCUGUGUGUGCAUACCUUGUCUAGUCAACUGCUGCAUCGACGCGCGAGCGAAAAAAAAAUAGACGAUGAGACAAUAAAAAGAAGGGACGUAAUGCAAAACGUAAGCCGAACGCGAUCGCGCAAUUUCGACGCUGCUCGCGAGGUCGGCGACUUUAGCGCAACAGGAGCGCGGGCAUCUAUCUCUGUCUGCGUGUGUGCGCAUGCAGCGUUUCUCCUCCCCCCCGACCGUGUCACGUGUAAAGCGACGUGGUAUACGCGUCUCUCCAUGUCGUACGUGGUGGGACGGCAAUUUGUUUUUCUAUGGAGGAUUCAGAGUGAUGGUGAACGAAAGACCUUGGCGUGGCAGCAAGAAGUGGCGUGAAGUGGCGUCAGCGCACUCUGUGAAAUUUUUUAACAUUUUACGUGGCAAAAAAAAAAAAAAAAAAAGCAGCCUUCUGUGUCAAAGAGAAACCAAACCCGUAUUCGAGAAAGAAAAGAAAAGAAGAAAGAAAGAAAGUAAAAAAGGUAGCUCGUCUAACUCGAGAGCUGUCCGCGAUGCGCUUGUGACGUCAUCAUGCCUACCGCUGUCACGAGUCGUGGAGGCCUGAUCGUCCACCAAUCAUGAGAGGUUGCUGCGGUCAGAGACAUUUUUUUUUUCUUUGUAAAUAUCGGUCCUGCGUCACGAGCAGGCUUCAAGCAGCCUGCGAAGUAAGGUCCUCGCUACGCUAGUGAUUACAGAAAGAACGGGCAGACCGAAGACAACAGAACCGCGUAACUGCGUUUACGCGAUUGCGACGGUAGAGGACUCCGUCGUCUCUCGACCCCGACUAUAGAGCACGGCAUCUCGCGUCAUAAGCAAAGACAGCGUAUACUAGGAAAGUGUGUCGAGUCGAGUCGGCCUUAGUAAAGAGCCGUCUCGGAUCGAACUGCGCGCAAUAACGCCGGCGCGUAACGUGGACUUGGAACCAGGAAUUGUGGGAAGGCUUUCGGCGCGUGACGUGAGGUGCCGCUGCCGUAUUCGCAGUCGAUUCGGUACGCUGGUGUCACUGAGAGACGAGCGGGUCGCGUCGAGUCAGUACGACGCGCUUCCGGUCGCACUCGCGUAUACGCGGCUCGUGACGCCGUUGCAUUUAAGACGCUAGGUGCUAACGGAACCUGUCCUUGAAGGCUUGGGUAGUCACAUGACGCGUGCACAUGCAGCACGUAUACAACCGCGCACUGAGCCAAUCUGAGCACCGCCUCUCUCUCUCACUUUCUGUCUACAUGUAUACGUAUACGUGAGCUUGUUUCUAGUUUUCGGGGGCGAUUAUUUAUUUAGUUCUUUGUACAAAAAAAGAGGAAAAGAUUGUUCCUGCUUAGAAGUGUGCCUCCCCCUCCGCUUUUGAAGCGUGUUUCGUGGCGACGUCUGCGUGAGUGUAUCUGUUGUCUGUGUUAUGUUGCUGGCAUUUCUAUGUCCCAAGUUUCGUCGUUUGUUUUCUGACGGCAGUGCGCUGGCUGCUUGUUAGCAGCAGCGCCACCUCUUUUUUUUUUAUUCGAUUCGGUUUGCGCCUGCGCGUGACACGCGACUCGAGCGUGUCGUUUUGUUUGUGUCUUUGUUUGUUUUGUUGUUUUGUGUAACGUCGUGGACGUCCCCUCUGCGCACGAGAGCGCAGAGCUCCAUGUCUCACCGACAGUUAAAGACAAAAUUAAAAAAAAGAAAGCGGGAGCAUUACACUGA
Messenger RNA from Dermacentor andersoni, 5866 nucleotides. RefSeq lists its product as uncharacterized. The record is from RefSeq and is a predicted model, not a curated record. Gene Ontology annotation, molecular function: DNA-binding transcription factor activity, RNA polymerase II-specific; RNA polymerase II cis-regulatory region sequence-specific DNA binding. NCBI's taxonomy places the organism in Eukaryota, Metazoa, Arthropoda, Arachnida, Ixodida, Ixodidae. Gene Ontology annotation, biological process: cell fate specification; positive regulation of DNA-templated transcription; regulation of transcription by RNA polymerase II. Gene Ontology annotation, cellular component: chromatin; nucleus.